Panicum hallii is the source of this 412-nucleotide messenger RNA. RefSeq names its product wound-induced basic protein. Lineage: Eukaryota; Viridiplantae; Streptophyta; Magnoliopsida; Poales; Poaceae. The record is from RefSeq and is a predicted model, not a curated record. Bases 115 to 258 code for a protein of 47 amino acids. The transcript has 2 exons.
GAGCCGUGUGACCGUGUCCAAGCUUCUCCCCUCGACUUCAAUCGAGACCUCACACAAACCCUAGCUCCUCAAACUCCAGGCGGCGGCGGCGGAGAAGAAGAAAGGAGAAGCACGAUGAUCUACGACGUGAACUCACCCCUCUUCCGCUCCUUCCUCAGCCAGAAGGGCGGCGCCUCCGACAAGAGGAAAAUGGAGGAGCAAAAGCCUAAGGAGCAGAAGCCCAAGGCCAACGAGAACAAGCCUGUGAUGAACGAAUAAUUGUAGUGGCAUAAUCAUGUGAUUCCUGUUGUCUGCAUAUUGCUACCUAAAUGGAGUUGUAUGAACCUUUUGUGGUGCAUUUGAGAACUUGAUAUUGAAGUGCCUUUUUGAAACCUGGUUAUGCUCAUGCUGACUUCGUGAGAUGAUCCAGAAA